Molecule: messenger RNA, 7086 nt
Organism: Musca vetustissima
Lineage: Eukaryota; Metazoa; Arthropoda; Insecta; Diptera; Muscidae
Gene: wge
Product: protein winged eye
Exons: 11
Coding region: 1-7086 (2361 amino acids)
Molecular function (GO): chromatin binding
Source: RefSeq, a predicted model, not a curated record
AUGGCAUCAUUUAAUACCAGUUCACAAUCCAGCUCCUCCCAACAACAUCAGCCACAACAACAUCCACACCAUCAUCAUCAUCACUCAGGCGCAAUUCAUCAUUCCAAUGGUGCUGCGGCUGAUGUUCUGAACUCAACAACAUUGGGUGGUGCAGCCGGCGGCUCCAAUACUCAAUCACAUGCCUCAAAUCAUCAUUCGCCGUUUUCCACGGGCCAUCAUCCGCCGCCGUUGCACCACACUUCUGCUGCUGCGGCUGCCCAGCAACAUUUCGAACGUUCUAGUUCCUCCACAACUACAACAUUUCUAGUUCCAGUUACUUCAUCGGGACUGGUGGCACCACUAGAUACCUCGACUUUCUUAACGGCAGCUGCUGCUUCGCCACAUUUUGUUACCUCUUCACCGGUUGCUUUCAGUUCACCACAUGCUGCCAAUAUUGGUGCUGCAGCCGCCGCCUCCUCUUCCACCUCAUCAUCUUCGUAUACCUUUGUACAGAUUAAACGUGAACCUUGUCAAGUUUCGGAAGUGACCACAUCAAAUAAUCAUCAACAGCAUCAUCAGCAGCAGCAACACCACCACCAUCAGCACCAUCCCCAUGCAAUUGGCUCUCUGACAUCGGCUGCAAAAACAAUGUCCUCAUCGACAUUGACAACAUUGGUGAAAAUCGAAGCUUCCUCCCCGAAAGUUCAUGAAAUGGAUAAGGGUCAUAUGUCGACGGCAGGAAAUUCGUCUGCGGGUGCUGGCGCAAAUAUGGUGAAUAGUUCAAAUAAUACUGUGCCAAUUGGUAUUGCAGUGGCUCGCAAACGGCCACAGGAAACAACGGCACCACCACCGCCACCUGGUCCUCCGCCUUCUUUAACGAGUUCCUCAACAUUGCCUUUGUCGCAGCAACUUAAUAAGGAUAUGAAUUGUUUUGGUAUACGAGUAGCUGAUUUAGGUGGAGUUGGCACCGGUUGUGGCAAUUUUUAUUUUACAGGAAAUGGUGAUUUAAUGACCAGUUCAGCCACUGCAGAUGAGUUGGCAUUAAAUGCAGCUAGUUUGCAACAAAGUGUUAAUCGUGCUUCUUCAACAUUUUGGCAAUAUCCAAAUGCGCUUCCCAUAGAAUCCGUGAUAUCAAUGUCCCCCGCUACUGUAGGUUUACAAUACUCUCGUGAGGCAAGUCGUGGUCAAGUUGUUUUGUUACCAGCAACCGCAACGUCUUUAGUCCAAGGAUUAUCAAAUUCAAUUCCAAUUCUAUGUACACCCACAGAUCCCUUCCAACAGGCGGCCGCAGCGGCCUUUGUCUGGCCCUCCUAUCUACCGCAGGGCACAGCACCGGCCACUUUACAACCGCCGCCCAAUUUCAUAUUUCCCUCCAUGAGUCCGCACUCGACACUGCAAGCGGCAGCAGCGGCCCAACCCUAUGCUACGCCCUUGCAGUUCUUGGGCUCAAAUUAUCUAACAGCAGCAGCGGCGGCGGCAGCAGCUGCCGCAGCCACCUCCACAUUGUGCCAGCAUAAUCAACAGACGAACAGUACCAGUAGUUCGAUAAAUUUAAGUUUAGGUGGUAGUAUGGUAUCGGGUGCUGCGGCUGGGACAACGCUCAGCUCCUCGUCAAGUAGUUCGUCGACAACAACACGGUUUAUGAGUUUGGCCACGGCCAGCACCGGUCCGCCGGGCAUUAACGAUACGGGGCAGUUAAUCAAAACCGCGUCGGCGACCUCUGGAACUCCAGCACCAGCCUCUUUGAUGGCAGCAGCAGCAUCUUCACACCCGCCGACUUUACCACCACCACCACAUCCCCUACUAAUACCUCCAUCGGCAUUGAAAUUGGAAGAUUGGAGUGGUGGUACCGAUUUUAUGGCAGCUGCGGCCUCCAAGACAACGACUACAACAAUGACGGCCUCAGCAACGCUGGGAGUGUCACCAAUACCGCCGCCAGCCCAUUUUGAUGGUCGCGACAAACAGUCGAAUGGCACGAAUCUGUUGGAAUUACCUGCGGCGGCUUCUGCAACUCAAGCUUUAAAUUUGAUGCGCCUGCCCACACCACCAAGUUCGGCCACCAUUGAAACGGCAGCAGCAGCUGCUGCAGCGGCGACAGUACCACCCCAAUUACCACCAUUACUAUUUCAUGCUGCAGCCGCUAAUUCCUCUCCCACGCCCACUUUGCUCAAUCUAUCGGCUACCUUAAAUCGUGUGGCUGCAUCCUGUGCCAGUGUUUCGAACACCAAUAGCAGCAGCACCAACACCACCACAUCGCCGCAAGUUAGUGUUACCUUGGCAACAAAUGCCAGUUUUCUCAGUGCCCCCAGUCAUACCUCCACUACCACCCUCAGCAGCAGCAACAACAACAAUCACAGCAACCCUUCACCAAUCGAUGGUGGUCCCCCCACACCUCUGGGCGAUGAUAUGGCUUUGAAUUUCAAAUCAAAUUUGGAUGGAUCGACGCCACCCCAAAUUGUUGUGGGAGUACCAUCCAGAGUUGUAAAUCCUGUGCUUCCUCCCUCCUCCUCCUCGUCCGGCAUUCCAUCAACGACGCCGGCGGCGGCUCCACCUCAAAUGCAAGAUGUCAACAUACAAACCGAUACUCCGGUGUGCAGUGAAGAUGAAAACUCCUCAUGUCCUUUGAAUCAAUCACAGAUGGGCAACAAUACCACCUCUAUGGAACCUUGUACCACGGCCCAGUGUACCCCUCCGCUGACACAAAACGAUGAACUUUAUCAUGAUGCAGAGGCCCAAGAGCCACUGGAACUCACCAAGACGACGACUCAACGGCCGAACACCAGCAGUCCAAGGGUGGAAAGUUCCACACAAUUACCGCAUCCACAUGACGAAGAGGAUGAAAACGCCCAAGAGGUUGAAGAAAACGUCCAUGAGCAAGAACAAAGACUUGAGGCCGAGCAGGAUGAAUUGGAACAGCAGCAGAACUAUGCACUGAAAUCUUCGCUCAAGACCGAUUAUUCAGAGGAAUUGAAAGAUGCUCGGCAAUGCUCUGCGACCCCAGGUCUCAUAAGCAGCAGUACAUCGGCGACAGCUGGGCCCAUUUGUCCUGCUGUACGUCAAGAGGACUUAACCGGGCUGGAACUGUUGUCAAACAUCAGUACCAGCAAUCUGGUGAAAAGUGGUGCUCUACGUGUCAAACAAGAACCCUUGGAUCCCAUCAUCGAUCAAAACAUGUGCCAUGCUACAGCAGCAGAUACCCCCUAUUCCACGGUAAUGGAAUCAAAUUCCUACAAUCCACUGGAUACUCAAACCACAACAACAACCACAAACUGUGACCAAUUAAAUUCGGGAGUUCUAAACUCCAGCCACCAUGAUCACUAUAAUCCCGCCGCCCCAACUUCGCCACAUGCCCAGCAACAAAUUUCUACAUCACCGCCUUCUCCGCCAGUUGCUCCUCCUCCUUCAUCUGUUCUUCCGCAAACAGCACAAAAUGCAGGUCUUAACAACCAUCUCAACCCACAAGAGGUAGAACCACUGGGUGGUCUUAAGUUGUUAUGUGCUUUGGCCGAGCAACGCAUACAGGAGGAAGAAGAAGUUCAAAGUAGCAGUGCAACCCUGCAGGCCACUGCCAACACAAAUGGCUUCUAUAGACCCGCUUCAAAUGAAUCGCUACACAACUUUGCUGCCUCUACCUCCAGCAGUUUCCCACAAAACUCUGCGGGUUUUGUAAAGCCAGUCUCCUCCUCCUCCAGCUUCCAUACUCCGGCAGAUGCACACAAUUCCUCAUUCCCUUCCAUGGAUACUCUGGAAUUACCAUCCACCAGUGGUAAUUGUUAUACGAAUAACUCGGCGGAGAUUCUGGAGGCCCCGGUCAAACGCAAAAAGCACAAACAUUCCAAACACUCAUCGAAAUCCUCAUCUUCCAAUUCAAACGGCACCAGUGGUAGCAGCAGCAAGAAAUCUCAAAAGUGCGGCAAGAAAAACAAAAAGAAAUAUUCCAAGGAAAAGAAACGCCAUAAAAUGCUGGCAGCCGCCGCAGCGGCCGGAGAGGUACAACCCAGUGACUUAGAUUUCGAUGAUCCCCAGCUGCAGCAGGAGCUACAGAAUGUCUUUCAGAAUUGUGUUGAUCCCAAUUAUCAACGUAUGGGUGGCAAAUGGCCCACCCCUCAGGAGAUCUUUAGCAAAUUGGAGAGCAGCAUGCGGAUGCGUUUGGCCGACAUCACGCGGCAAUAUCGUAAAAAGAAACGCAAGCUGGAUGAGAUUUCGAAGAAUAAGAAAAAGAAAAAAUGCUCCAAAUUGCAAGCCGCCACUCAACAGCUUUCCUUGGUGGGUAACUCCAGUCUCUCACUGGUAGCUGGCGGUGCGGAGCGAGCCGCGGCCACCACCACCUCAUCGUUGACCUCAUCACCCCUGUGUGAUUAUAAAUUUGGUAAUUUUUCCACAAAACCUUCCGGGCCAACGACGACCACCAACUAUUUGGCACCCUCCAGCUUUAUACGCUUUGCCACCGAUCCCAGCAAGUCGGCAGGGCAUCACCACCACCAUAACCAUCCUCAAUUCCCACCACCUCCCGAAGUAGAAUUAGAAAAUGAUAAUACCACCUCCACAGCUUCCAAUCCAAACAGCAGCAAUAGUGCGGCAACGGCCAUCUAUAAGCCGUUGCGUCUGGAACCCAGUUGUCUGGCAGCAGCUGCCACAAAUGAUCAGCAGCAGCAACAACGUUCCAAUAGCAACAACAACUCGACUGGUGUUUUGCGUGUAGCUCAAAAACAUGCAUCCUCGGAAAAACUUUGUCACGUUAUUGUGUGUAAAGAACGGAAAGUGGGCGGCUCCCACUCCCAAUCCUCAAGACGUUCCAGUGGCAAUGAAGAGGACGAUGACGACGAACAUGGACGUCUUCACAAUUCCAGCAGCGGCAGCAGCAGUGAUAAUCAUAAUGGUCACCGUUCGAUAUCAACCGACAAUGAACAGCAACAUCAAUCCAGUAAAUCCACCACCUCAUCAUCGACAUGUUCGUCAUCCGCCAGCGCUGGACGUAAAAUGAAUCCAAUCGAUCGUACAUUGAUGUUGACUCAGGAUCAUUUAUUCCGCAAAGAGACGCGAGUACUUACCGAUAUGGGUGGAUUAUUUUAUGCUGGCAUUAUGAAACCGCUACAGCCCCCGGAUGUCUAUGCGAUCACAUUGGAUGGUGAGCGGGGCAAUAAAUCGCAUAUUAUGUCCCGUGAGGAGAUAUUUAAGGAUACGAUUUUGGAAGUAGCACCCAAGACUGUCGAUGAUGUACCUGUGGGCACACGUCUCUGUGCCUAUUGGAGUCAGCAAUAUCGUUGCCUGUAUCCAGGACGGGCCAUUGAAAGUGAGUCUUCCGAUGAUGAUGUGACAUCACAAGAAUUUGUCAGUGUGGAAUUUGAUGAUGGCGAUAGCGGCAGGAUCCGCUUGCAGAAUAUACGAUAUCUGCUCAGUGAUUACCCCAUUGUUGAGUACAACGAUAAUCCCCUCUACUCUUUAGGCAAACAAAAGAAAGCCAAUGCUAAUAAAACCACAACCAAUAAUGAUACAGAUCACCAUCAACGUCGUGAUGCUGCUGCAGCCGCAGCCACCACCACCGGAGAUAAUCCCAACUCAAUGGGUCGGGAAGAUGAUCAUGGUCGAAUAACUAGCAAUGGAUCCCAUCGUGAUUAUCAUCAAGCCACCGCCAUGGAAAUCUUUGCCGCCAAACGCAGUGAGAAGAAGCGAAACAAAAGUCUAAAAAAGAAAGCCCAACAGAGUGUGAUCACGCUGGCGAAUGGUAGUGUAUCCACCACUACACUGACUUUGGCCGGAGGAGUUACGACAUCCCUGUCCACAAAUGGUUCCAUGGAAUCUGCCGACAGCUUGCGUAAACAUCACAAACACAAGAAACGUAAGAAACACAAGAAGCAUCGGAAAAAUCUCAUGGAAAUUGGUAUUGUUUCGGAAAUGGAAAAGAAGUUCAGUACAUCAGUAGCAUCGUCUUCGUUCAGUAGUAAGAAAAGUGAACGCACAACAACAAAGGAUGAAAUCUCCUCCUCAAAACAUCAGCAGCAGCGACAUUCUACCCAACAACAUAUUCUCUCUGAGAACAAUUACUCAAAUGGCGGCAAACACAAGAAGGAGGAAAUCGACGGAGCAGGAGACUAUAAACAUUAUCAAAACAAUACUCACACCGAACAAUCUCAAUUACCAGUAUCGGCCACUCCAGAAGAUGAAGAACAAGAAGACGACGAUGAUGAUGACGAAGAAAAUGCCGAGGAACAACAAGAGGAGCAGCAGGAUGAUGAUGAUGACGAGGAUGAGGAUGAUAAUAUGAAUCUAUCACACAUUAAACGUGAAUCCACAAACAAUCAUCGACAUCAUCACCUCACCUCAACACCACAUCAUAGUGUCAAAGUAAAAACGGAACAUUUAGAAAUGGAAGAAGAAGAAAGUACUUCAAACUUAAUGUCUGAAGUUUCGGAUGAGCCUCAGGCUAAGGCUGAUGACAUGGUUGAACACAACAGCUCCAAGGGUAGCAAAAUUGCCGCUUUCCUCCCUGAUCGCCAGUUAUGGGGCUGGCUGGGCACAGCCUAUUGUAAAUCUGGCAGCAAGGGUACAAAGGGCAGAAUACGCAAGCAAUUUUACAAGACAAUUAAACGGGGAAAAGAAACAAUAACUGUUGGGGAUUGUGCAGUAUUUUUAUCAACUGGACGACCGGAUCGUCCCUAUAUUGGGCGUAUCGAAUCAAUGUGGGAGAAUUCAUGCAAUAAUAAAAUUGUGCGUGUACGCUGGUUUUAUCAUCCCGAAGAGACAACGGGAUGUCCAAAAUUGAAAUUCCCAGGUGCUCUCUUCGAAUCACCUCAUGAAGAUGAAAACGAUGUACAAACAAUAUCACAUCGCUGUGAAGUUUUACAAUUUGCCCGUUAUUUUAAUAAGUUCGGGUCAGAUUCAAAGCAAUAUCAAUCGAUAUACGAUAAUAAUGAUACAUAUUAUUUAGCCGGGUAUUAUAAUCCAAGAUUACAAGUCCUGAAAUUACAAGAUAAUAUUCCAACUCUAGAAGAGCAAAUACAACAACAGCAACAGCUGCAAUUGCAAAAGCAACAAAUGCAAACGCAACUGCAACAACAACAAAGUAACAUAACAACUGUUAAUACUAAUCACACAAAUAUUAACUAA